Nannochloropsis gaditana CCMP526 is the source of this 1125-nucleotide messenger RNA. Its product is annotated as cof-like hydrolase. The record is from RefSeq and is a predicted model, not a curated record. The transcript has a single exon. Gene Ontology annotation, cellular component: cytosol. Gene Ontology annotation, molecular function: magnesium ion binding; phosphatase activity. The coding region runs from base 1 to 1125 and encodes 374 amino acids.
AUGCGCCCUACAGAUCGUCUUAAAUCAUCAUCUAUUUCGUCCGCAGCACCAUCUCCCUUUUCCUCUGCUUCCCAUCCAUAUACAUCGCCCAUCGUAUUGGUUGCCUCCGACGUGGAUGGCACCCUCCUUGGUAGCUCGCACACAAUUUCUCCUCGUACAAUUGCUUCCAUCCGCGCCCUCCGAAAGAAGGGAAUUCUCUUUGUGCCUGCCACAGGAAAAUCCCGUGGGGGGGUUCGAAAUGCGCUAGGCGCGUUGGGUGAGGAGCUCACCUCAAGUAUGGCUACAGGCGGGGUCUAUCUCCAAGGUUUGAUCGUGUACAAAGGUGGAGAAGUCAUUUAUGAACGAAUGCUAGAUCCCCAAGUCGCGCUGGACGUGAUGAGAUUCGCACGGGAGAGAAACGUGUCCCUCAUCGCCUUCAAUGGAGAUCGCAUUCUAUGUGAGAAGAUGGAUGCGACCAUUGCGAGCGUUACACAACAACACGAGCCCAUGCCGGUGGUUGUCUCCCUCGAAGCGUUUUUGUUAGCGUCGUGCCACUCCCUCGGCCCGGCUUCAGCCCCAUCUUCCUCUUCAACUCCGUCAGUCAAAGUGUCUGUAACUACGUCGACUUCCUCUCCUACAUCUACGGCCUCUUCUGUACAACCGCCCCCUCCCGUGGCGGCUACAGCAGUGUAUGCAUCCUCACGAACCCCACAUUCGCCGCAGGCCCCGGCGCCCUCAUCAUCCAACCGCACAGAAAGCACCAGCAUCCAUAAGCUUAUUCUUCUCGGCCCUCCUCCCCUCAUGGCAUCCCUUCGGCCUGCCCUCGAAAGCUUUCUGGGGCCAAGGGCAAGCAUCACCAAGGCCCAAGACGACAUGCUAGAAGUCCUUCCGUCCGGCGGUUCGAAGGGAUUGGGACUGAGGAAGCUGCUGGAAGCUUUAGACGUGCCAACAUCCAGAAUUCUUGCCAUAGGAGACCAGGAGAAUGAUUUAGAGAUGCUGAAGAUGGCGGGGACGGCGGUAGCCAUGGGGAACGCGCCCAGGCACGUGAAGGCAGUUGCGGGUCAUAGCACUCGCUCGAACGACGAGGAUGGCGCCGCCAGGGCCUUUGAACGAUUUUGCUUGCAGGAAUUGUCUGGCUUGAUAUGA